UGUUGGGCCGGAUACAUACGAUGCCGAUAAAGGAUUUGAAAAAAACAACUCGCCUGCUUACUCCAUGGGAAAUAGAAGACGAAAUGUGACUAAUGAGUAUCCUGGACCGAAUCAUUAUAAUAUCACUAUACCAUGCAAACCUAACGCUCGUAAAGCACCAGAAUUCUCUAUGGGCCAAGCCAAAAAGGAAGUUUCAGACAGCAGUGGACCGGGUCCAGCAGCGUAUUGUCCAAAGGUAAAGAAAACGGACCAAGGAUACAGCAUGAGCAGUAGACCAAGACCGUUGAAAACAAUCAAGCCAACGCCUGCUCCAAACGCGUAUAAGAUAUGCAAAGGUCAGACAAGUAAGGGAGUGAACAAUGGUUGUUCGGCAUCGCUCAAAUCUAGAGCCAGUCCUUAUGUAUAUUCUGGGUUUCCAAAUCUAACAAGAAUCACAACGUAAGACUAUCUUGCGCUCAGGUGUGUGUCCUGACACGUACAAAAGAUUGCGGAAUACUUUGUACAUACAUAUCUUUUAUCACU
Dendronephthya gigantea is the source of this 522-nucleotide messenger RNA. Its product is annotated as outer dense fiber protein 3-like. The record is from RefSeq and is a predicted model, not a curated record. The transcript is spliced from 4 exons. Lineage: Eukaryota; Metazoa; Cnidaria; Anthozoa; Malacalcyonacea; Nephtheidae. Gene Ontology annotation, cellular component: cytoskeleton. The coding region runs from base 65 to 442 and encodes 125 amino acids.